Molecule: messenger RNA, 621 nt
Organism: Australozyma saopauloensis
Lineage: Eukaryota; Fungi; Ascomycota; Pichiomycetes; Serinales; Metschnikowiaceae
Gene: PGA43
Product: Pga43p
Exons: 1
Coding region: 1-621 (206 amino acids)
Source: RefSeq, a predicted model, not a curated record
AUGAAGCUCAAAACAAUCCCGCUUCAAAUAUUCCUCCUAUUUCUGCCCGCCAUGGCGUUCAACGAGAUGGGCUCCUACAAAAACCCAAACCCCCGGCCCUACGACAAUUGCGACGCCAAAGACCUCAUUCAGUUGUCGUCGUGUUGUAACGACCUUCUCUCCAAUUUGGACGACUGCAAGGCGAACGAUUUGGCCUGUGAGUGUUGCGCUCUUCAGAACAUGGACCGCCUCUGCUACAAUUUGUGUCCCGGCAAUCCGUCGGCCAACUUUCUUUCUGUGCUCUUGGAUGAUUGUGCUCCUCUCAACGACGUCAAUGCCUGCAACAUUCCUUUCAAGAAAGUGGACGGCGAACGGCAGCAAAACUACAGACAGCGCACCGGAGACUCGGCGCCCCUCCAGCCUCCCUCGGCAAACUUUGUCUCCAUUCUCUCAAAGGCAAAGCCUCCCCAAGACGAGCGCCAGGAACAACCAGUCAAACCUAAGCCCAAGCUCAGAUUAAUCAAGUCGAACAUGACGCUCGAGCAAUUGAGCAGCGGCGCCCGGCGCCGUUGGGAAGACCUCGCGGAGAAAGUGGUGUUCACGCUGCGCUUCGUUUGUUUCUUACUCCUAUUUGUGUUGUGA